GUGCUUGUACGUGCGGUGUUCCCGCUAAGGGGGAGGAGGCGGCGAUAUUAGAAGCGGCUGAGGCGGUGCUUUGAGUAGCUGAGACCACUUCAUUAGUUAGCCGGCAGGGGUGGGGGGGUUGGUAUGAUAUAGCCAUAACUACUACACUACUGUCGUCUUGUUUAUUCCUUCCUUCACCUGAGGAGCAGCUCGACAAUUACAGCAGUGAAGUGCAAUCAGCUGUGAGGUUCUACCCGCCGAGAUGUUCAGCUGGCUGGGGAAAGAUGAUCGGGGCAAGAAGGAUCCCGAGGUGUUUCAGACCGUGUCCGAGGGACUGAAGAAACUCUACAAAACCAAACUGCUCCCCCUGGAAGAAUAUUACAGGUUUCACGAGUUUCACUCGCCGGCCUUGGAGGACGCGGAUUUCGAUAACAAGCCAAUGUUGCUGCUGGUCGGCCAGUACUCCACCGGCAAGACCACUUUCAUCAGGUACCUUUUGGAGCAAGAAUUUCCAGGAAUGAGAAUUGGACCUGAACCAACAACUGAUUGCUUUAUUGCUGUAAUGCAUGGAGAUACGGAGGGUGUGAUUCCAGGCAAUGCUCUCGUGGUGGAUCCAAAAAAGCCUUUCAGGAAGCUUAAUGCCUUUGGUAAUGCAUUUCUGAACAGGUUUAUGUGUGCGCAGGUGCCAAACCCAGUGCUGGAAAGCAUCAGUGUCAUCGACACGCCUGGCAUCUUGUCUGGAGAGAAACAACGCAUCAGUCGAGGUUAUGACUUUGCAGCAGUAUUGGAGUGGUUUGCAGAGAGAGUUGACCGUAUCAUUCUGUUGUUCGAUGCUCAUAAGCUGGACAUUUCAGAUGAAUUUUCUGAUGUUAUCAAGGCAUUGAAGAAUCAUGAAGAUAAGAUCCGUGUGGUGCUGAACAAAGCUGACCAGAUUGAGACCCAGCAACUGAUGCGAGUUUAUGGUGCACUGAUGUGGUCUUUAGGCAAAAUUGUCAACACACCUGAAGUGAUUCGGGUGUACAUUGGAUCGUUCUGGUCUCACCCUCUGUUGAUUCCAGACAAUCGCAAGCUAUUUGAGGCAGAAGAACAAGAUUUAUUUAAAGAUAUCCAGAGCCUCCCUCGAAAUGCUGCUUUACGGAAGCUCAAUGACCUAAUCAAGAGGGCACGACUUGCAAAGGUCCAUGCCUAUAUUAUCAGUGCAUUAAGAAAAGAGAUGCCAGCUGUAUUUGGUAAAGACAAUAAAAAGAAAGAAUUGAUCAACAGUCUUGGGGAGAUUUAUGUCAGGAUUGAACGGGAGCAUCAAAUCUCCCCAGGAGACUUUCCUAACAUUAAAAAAAUGCAGGAUCAAUUGCAAGCUCAAGAUUUUGCCAAGUUUCAGCCACUAAAGGGUAAACUUCUGGAGUCUGUAGACGACAUGUUAACUAAUGACAUUGCUCAUCUUAUGGUCCUCGUACGUCAGGAGGAAGUUUCAAGGCCAAAUCAGAUUGUGAAGGGAGGAGCCUUUGAAGGCACAAUGAAUGGCCCAUUUGGACAUGGUUAUGGCGAAGGAGCUGGUGAGGGCAUUGAUGAUGUAGAGUGGGUUGUAAUCCGCGAUAAACCAAGUUACGAUGAGAUUUUUUACACCCUUUCACCUGUCAAUGGCAAAGUCACUGGUGCAAAUGCGAAGAGGGAGAUGGUGAAGUCAAAGCUGCCAAACACUGUUCUUGGAAAGAUUUGGAAGCUGGCAGACAUUGACAAGGAUGGGAUGUUGGAUGAUGAAGAGUUUGCAUUAGCUAAUCACCUAAUUAAGGUCAAGCUGGAAGGCCAUGAACUGCCAAGUGAUCUUCCACACCACCUGAUUCCACCAUCAAAGAGGAAGCAGGUUCAAUAAAAUCAAAUGGUGAAAUUUCACUGUCUGAACAUACAGUAGAGCAUUGGGUUGAAAAUAUUUGGGUGGGAAGACUGGGAGAAUAGAAGUGGAACAAAGUAUUUAAAGUAUUAAUCUAGGCAGAUAAAAUACAAGUUCUAGGUUUUUAAGUGUAUUCAUUCUUUCAAAGUUUUAAAAAAAGUCAUUGCCAAUAAUGAAUACAGUAUUACCAACAUUAUCUGGUAGCAAUAAAUUGAAUGUUCAAGCAGGAAGGCAGAAUCUCACCCUUUUGAGCGGUGGAGGGAAUAUUGUCUAUUCAGCUACACUUUACCCAAAAUCAAUCUAGUGGGUUUUACAUAUCACUAAAUUUAUUUUCUGUUGUUUGUCAAACAUUGCUAUUUUAACAGUGUUGGACAAAAUAGUGUUGAAAUGGGUCAUUCCUUGAAACUUGAAUUGUUUUGCUUUCUUUCAGCAUCAUUCAGAUGGAUUAUACUCGACCUUGUUUGAUAUAGCCAGGAAAAAUGUUUAACCUUGUUCCAUUAUGUACCAAAUAUAUAAUCUGCUAAUGCCAUUCAUUGCUAGACUUUUGUGUUCUGCAGCUUCUGAACAAUGACUUUGAACAUGGUUUCAGUGUCUUCUGUUCAAGGGAUCAUGGGCUUACAGAAGGUUGAGGUGAUUAAAUAGUGGUGAGAAUAUCAACAGUGUGAAAGUUUGGAAUGAUGGAGGAAUGCAGCAAAUGUAAAACUUCCAAACAGUGUAUAGACCUUUCCAUGUCGUUACUAAUCUGCAAGAGAUAAUUGUGUAUGUGUGAGUAUGUGUAAAUUUGAUAUUACAAAAAAAGCUGAACCAAAUUCCCUAUGCUAUGAAGCAUUCAAUGACAGAUGGUGUAUUGUAUGUAUUGAACAUGGUGCCUAUUCAGUGCGAAAAACACUUGUACAUUGUAAUUUCAUGCAUUCCUGAGGUAAGGUGAUUAGUAAAUAUUCUCUGGUUUGGUACACUGGCUUGUCUUCUAGAUUCUAUCCUGUAAAACACUUGACUAUUUCCCACAUUUCACUUUUGUGCAUGUCUCGUCUGUCGUCCUUCCACGAGUAAGGAAAAUAUUGUAAAUAGCCCUUAAAAAAACAUUUAGUGCACUUUUCCCCUCACUGGUUGUGCAAAAAGCAUACUGCAUAUUUGUGGGAUGAAUAUUUUGUAUCUGUAAUGUGAAUUCCUUGUAACUAAAUUUCCUAAUGAGCUUUCAUAAGUUUUGUAGCCGAAAGCAGCCCAAAGGAGUAUUCAAAUGAGAUGCUGAAAGGAUCUGCAGAAUCGAUCCUUAUGGAUAUCAAAACUGUUGCAAAUUGUUUGUUGAUGAACAGUGAGAAGCUUCCACAAGUCCUCUUCCAUACGAAUUUCAGCAAUAGUAUAAAUCCACUGUCUAGCUCCUUGCAUCUUGACCCAGGCCAAAUAGACUGAAAUUCUCAUUAUUUUCUACAAAACCUAUUUUCAGCAGCAGUAGUGCUUGGUAUUAAUAGACCAUACAUUUACCCAUUUAGGCUGGAGGUACAAUUCAUCCAAUACUUGAUUUGUCCAUUAUCUUUUCAGGAUCAGGAAGCUUGGUCCCUGAAAAACUAUAGGAAACAUUGGGUAACAUCUGAAUUUUCUUCCCCAAAUAUUAGAAUUUUUCAACAUACAGUAAUAUCAAUUACCUAUAUACAUUUUCCCAUAUCCUUACAAUAUAACUACUUCUGGAUUGCACACUUCAACUAGAUACUAGUAGGACAAAUGUUGCAUAUGCCUGAUAUUAAUGUUUGGGGAUAUUGCCAAUUACUCAGGUAGUUUUUGAAUUUCCUCAAAUUUUAUCAUGUUUUAUUUUCCACAAAAAGUUUCAAGUGAAGUAACUCCUACUUAAAGUAAUGAGACCUUGUGUUUUGACAAUGAGACUAAAUUGGCCUAAAUCAGUUACAUAGACAAAUUUGGAAGUCUCAGUUCAUAAAAUAUUUCAGAAAAUUGUUGAUUCGUCAGAAUUGUUUUUUUUGCAAAUUUAAAUUAAUCUCAAAUUCAAGAUCAGAUUACUAGCAAUUGAACUUGAUUUUAUUCUCAGUACUGCAGUAUUGUCUGUGGAGGGGAGGUCACGUGGGAAGGAAGAAAUGUUCCUGAAAUUUAUGUAAAUAGAAUUCUAACUUUCUAAGCAGAUACAUAUGAGAAUUUAGAGAAAGAGGAUUGUUGCAGUGGUUUAGAUGAGUGGGAUUGAAUUCAUUAUUGGGAGAACUAGGUGAGGUAAAUUAUUUUAUUUCCAUUCCAUGUGUUCAUGUAUUAUUAAAUGUCAAGUGCUUGUGCAGCAGUUGUUGCAGUGUACGAAUUAAACACAAGAUUAGGUUAGCGAGAAAGAAAUGCCAUGACGAGCUCUUUAAGGGUUGAUGUUCACUGUGACUGUUCAAUGAAAGGAUCUACCUUUCAGGGGAGUACACUUGCAUUUUUCCUGGUACAAUUUGGGAUUUUAUAUACCAGCACUUUUAGCUAAAUUAAUAUUUAUAAACUUCUUUUGCUGUUCUUUGAAGUUUAGUAGUAAUGGAAAUCCCUGAAAAAAAAAUUUCUUUCUCAAACACAUGUCUAAUGCAAUUCAAAUUUGUAUACUGAUAGUGCGUUUAACUCUGAAGGUUGAGGGUUAAGAGUAUUAUCAAUUCCAAUGAAAACAGAACACUAAUGAUUCGCUUAUUAUGGAGUAAAGGGCACCCCUGGCUUUCCAGCCAAGCUUCUCCCAAUCCCCCCACCCAGCAUUCUUGCACAAGAUCCCAGUGGAAAUGAGGCUGUCCUAGUUGCUUCAAUUCAAUAAAUAUCUCUGCCUCACUGGGCUUCAAAUUACUUCAAAUAAGUAAUAAAGUAUUAGUCUAACUGAGUGCACCACCUUUUGAUGCGACAUGUCUGCUACUGUAGUCCAUAUGACUUUUUUUUAUAAUUCACUAUUUCAAGUCAUUACAUUUUAUUAAACUUUGGUGCCAUGUCAUCAUUGAACAGUAAAAUCUACUGAACUAUUUUCUGCUAAACUUCAGGAAAACCAAUAUGGAAUUUUCUGUGGCUUUGAAUUGGAAAUAUCUUGUUCACUGUGUGCUGGGUUCUUUGUCCUUUGAUGUGUGCAAUUUUUUUUUAAACAUUCCACAUUUAUAAUUCUAUAUACAUCUCAUAAAGUCAUGUAUCCGAGUUUUGUGAAGGUUGUUAUUCCAUCCAAUAGUAAUCAGCGCAUGCUUAUUUUAAUGAGCUAAUUGUAACUUUAAAACUCGCCUUGUAGAAGAUUUGAGUCUUAAUACAAUAUAGUGCAAAUGAGCGAUUUUCAUGAUUUAUCUGUCUGUCUUUAAAUCAUUAAUGGGCCUGAUCAGUUGCCACAAGUGUGACAGAUAUGGCAAGUAUUUGUGAAUUUGCAUCUUAAUUCUUUAUAUAGAAUAAUGCAAUCCAGAUCAAAUAUCUGAGCUAGUAACUGAGUGUUAGUAUCUCAAAUCACUCUGUUGAACGUACAUUUCCUCAGUCACUUUUUAGGAUUAAAGUAGGGUUGAAUUCUUGAUUUCACUGUAUUUGCACUAUUAAACAUUUACUCCAUUAUUGUAAUGUUUUGCAAAAUGGUAAUGAGCAAUGUGCUCCCUGAAUGUACCAAAUCAUAAUAGGAUGCUGCAGUGUAAAGUUUGGAAAAAUCUUUAAAAAAAACUAAUCCCAGUAGCUCAAUGGUUGUUUUGCAUUUGGAUAUGUAAAUUUUGAAAAUGCCUUUAAUAUAGUAUUAAGCCAUUAUGGUUGCAUUUGAUGGUUGGAAAAUGGUUUUGUUUCAGUAGUAAUGUCACUGUUUGACCAAAGUACUUUAAAUUAUAUUAAUACUGUAAUUUUGAAAUUUGAGUUAUCAAAUGAUAAUUAUGGUUUCAUGUAUUAGCAAACUAAUUUUAAUAAUAAUCCUUGCAUUUUCAUCACUUACCAGUUAUAGCACUAUUACACAUUAGUGUUAGAUUUUAUUAACAGAUGUGUAUAGAAAGCUUUGUAGUUUCUGUGAACUCCAAUAAAAAAUAUUAUGCCA
This is a messenger RNA of Callorhinchus milii (elephant shark), 5858 nucleotides long. Its product is annotated as EH domain-containing protein 3. Gene Ontology annotation, cellular component: plasma membrane; cytoplasm. The transcript has 7 exons. Gene Ontology annotation, biological process: endosomal transport; endocytosis. The record is from RefSeq and is a predicted model, not a curated record. Lineage: Eukaryota; Metazoa; Chordata; Chondrichthyes; Chimaeriformes; Callorhinchidae. Bases 242 to 1849 code for a protein of 535 amino acids. Gene Ontology annotation, molecular function: protein binding; GTP binding; calcium ion binding.